UAACACACAGAAACCCAAGCCACUUCCAGUCGGAUAGUAAUUAAAUCAACACCUGUGAGCAUUCUUCUGCUCGAUUAGAAACGCAUUUUCCUUCGUAUUACGAAAGCGACAUUUCGGGCCGAAGUUAAAUUCAGUCGUUAGUUGCAAAAUGAAGAAGACAGAACUCCUACUUUUGAUGUGCUUUUGUGCGCUGUUUGCUGGUCAAAGCAAAGCAUCUUGUGGUAAACGCCGAGUCAAGCGAGUAGUUGGGGGAGUUGAAGCUUUGCCCCACACAUGGCCUUGGCAAGCCCUUCUUCAGGGUUACAAAGAUGGAACUUUCGUACACAAGUGUGGAGGAACACUCAUAAGUCAAAGUUGGGUGUUAACUGCAGCACACUGCGUGUUUAUGGAUCCUAGACCAUCAUCCUACAAGGUUAAACUAGGUGCACAUUAUCGAUUAAGAGAUGAGAAGAUCACUCAAACCUUUUCGGUGGACAAACUCGUUAUACAUCGACGUUUCCUAACUAACAAACGCUAUGGCUACGACAUCGCACUUAUAAAGUUAUCACGUCCUGCCAUACUUAACUUUGCUGUUGGGUUGGCGUGUCUGCCAAGACAGAGCCACAGUAUUCCUGUCGGGUCACCGUGCUAUCUUACAGGAUGGGGUUAUACGUCUUAUGGCGGCCAAAAAGCUGCAGCCCUACAGCAGGUAAUGUUGCCUGUUGCAAGCUACAAGAACUGCGAAAGAGGGAAUUCUUGGUUCCAUAACAUCGAUAAUACAACGAUGAUUUGUGCAGGGUUUGGAGGAAACAGUACCAAAUCUGGCUGCAAUGGUGACAGUGGUGGCCCUCUUGUUUGUGAACAAGAUGGCAGAUGGGUUGUCCAUGGUGCAGUCAGUUGGGGAGACUUGAAGUGCAGGGCUAAGAGUACAUACGCUGUCUUCACCAGGAUAAGUUCAUUCAUCAACUGGAUCAACCAAAAAAUGUCCUCCAGGUAUCUCCCUGCAUACCAAAUGACUCAAAUGACAAGGUAGAUGUUCCGAUAACCACAGAUAUUGUCCCAAAUGGAAGAAAAAUGGUGACUGUAAGAAAGGGUUUUACCGAAGAAUGUUGAAAAAAUACUGCCCCUUAACAUGUGGCCAUUGUUAGAAACCUUUGCAUUAUGAAGUAUAGUCAUACAUUGUAUAAUUUUAGACUUGAAUAAAGAGUUUCGUGCGCUGUGAA
Molecule: messenger RNA, 1202 nt
Organism: Actinia tenebrosa (Australian red waratah sea anemone)
Lineage: Eukaryota; Metazoa; Cnidaria; Anthozoa; Actiniaria; Actiniidae
Product: elastase-1
Biological process (GO): proteolysis
Molecular function (GO): serine-type endopeptidase activity
Source: RefSeq, a predicted model, not a curated record